Molecule: messenger RNA, 2722 nt
Organism: Bradysia coprophila
Lineage: Eukaryota; Metazoa; Arthropoda; Insecta; Diptera; Sciaridae
Gene: lt
Product: vacuolar protein sorting-associated protein light
Biological process (GO): protein targeting to vacuole; endosomal vesicle fusion; vesicle-mediated transport
Cellular component (GO): HOPS complex; late endosome
Molecular function (GO): protein binding
Source: RefSeq, a predicted model, not a curated record
GUGUCAAAUCAAACGAAUAAUAAAUGUCAAAACAUUAGAAUUCAUAUCGAGACGGUGGGUGUUUCAUUAAAACCAUAGACACCAAUAAUUUCAACUAAAAUUUUAUUUUGAACGUCGUAUUGGCUGUAUCAUGGAAAAUAACAGUGAUCCAGAAACCGAAAGCACAGAAGAAGAAGUCGAACCAAAAUUGAAAUACGUCAGAAUAUCAAAUGAUUUACAGAACAUAUUAAGCAAAGAUGCUGUCAGUUGCAUUGCUGUACAUGCCAGGUUUCUUUGCUUCGGAACACAUUGGGGAGCCAUCCAUUUGCUGGACCAUCAAGGGAAUAUCGUUGACACACCAAUCAACAAACAAACGUCUCAAAUACACAUGGUGUCAGUGAAUCAAAUAUCGGUCGACAGUAAGGGGGAAUACAUUGCAUCGUGUUCGGAUGGAAUGGCCAUAAUCCAUGGACUUUACACCGACGAAAAUAAUCAGAAAUUAAAUAUUGGUCGGGCCGUCAAAUCGAUAGCAAUAGAUCCGUUCCAUUACAAGCCAGGAUCUGGAAGAAAGUUUAUUAUCGGCGACAACAAACUCACCCUCUACGAAAAGACGUUCAUCAAAGGCUUGAAAUCGACGGUGUUAAAUGAUUCCGAAGGUGCUGUAUCGGCCAUUGCAUGGUCUGACCAGUUCGUUGCGUGGGCUAGUGCUAUCGGUGUACGAGUACACGAUUUGAAUGAAAAGUGUUCGUUAGGUCUCAUCAAAUGGCAAGAACCGGAAAAUGUUUCGUUGAUCAAUUAUCGGUGUAAUUUAAAGUGGGCCAAUUCAAAGACAUUGCUAAUCGGCUGGGUGGACACAAUACGGAUUUGUGUGGUGCGAAAACGUAAUUCCGUUGAGGUGUCCACUAGAGACUUGCCUGGUUUCAUUGUUGAUCCAAUUUCAACAUUCCAAACCGACUUUUUUGUGUGCGGAGUGGCGCCAUUGCAGGAAAACCAAAUUGUGGUGUUGGGCUAUCCAAAGGAACGGGAUGAAGAGAGUAACAAAGCUUUAAGGCCGGUGUUGUAUGUUAUCGAGUACAAAACUAGUGAUUAUGUGGAAAUAUGCACGGACAGUUUAUCGCUUCGAGGCUAUCAGGAGUACAAGUGCAACGACUACCAUUUGGACUGUUUAAUCGAAGAGAAUCAGUAUUUCAUCGUGUCGCCGAAAGAUAUUGUAGUAGCAAGCUUAUACGAAAAUGAUGACCGGAUACAGUGGCUUAUCGAACAUGGAAAAUAUGAUGAAGCAAUGGAAGUUAUAUCAGCGCAUGGUGGUCGUUAUUCUAUAGUCAGUGUGGCCCGGUUAUAUCUAGAUCAUCUUUUAGCUCUAGGCCAAUAUGAAAACGCUGCAAAAUUAUGUUUACGGGCAUUCGGAAACGAUAAACAACUUUGGGAAGAGGAAGUGUACAAGUUUGUGAGAGCGAAACAACUACGAUCGGUCAGUAAAUACCUGCCGCGAACAAGCGAAUGCAAACUGAAGCAGCAUGUGUACGAAAUGGUCCUGUACGAAUACUUAACGUUAGACGUAUCUGGAUUUCUGAGUCUGAUCAAGGAAUGGGAACCCACUCUUUACAAUACAUCCGCUGUCAUAAAUGCGAUUCACGACAAUUUCGACGAAUCGGUCAAAGAUAUUUUACUGGAAGCCCUAGCAAUAUUGUACUCGUAUGAAAAGAAAUAUGAAAAAGCUCUGUCGAUGUAUCUGAAGCUGCAGCACAAAGAUGUUUUCGUGCUGAUCAAAAAGUACGAUCUGUAUAACGACAUCCAUCGAAUGAUUAUUCCGUUGUUCCAGUUGGAUAAAGUGAAAACAAUAGCCAUGCUCAAAGAGAAAAAUAAAAUUUCAUCCGACAUUGUCGUCCAGCAGUUAGAACCGAGACAAGACUUCUUAUUUGCCUAUUUAGAUGCAUUGGAUGUGGAACAGUCGGGCCGUUAUCACUCGAAAUUGGUCAAUCUGUACGCAAAAUACGAUUCGAAGAAGCUGUUAUCCUUCCUGAAACGUUCCAACAACUAUCCGAUACAGGAGGCUUUAGACAUUUGUAAACGGGAAUUUUUCUACGAGGAAAUGGUCUACUUGCUGGGACGAAUGGGGAAUACAUCGGAAGCUUUAUCGAUUAUCAUUCAUAAAUUGAAGAACAUUCAGACGGCUAUCGAUUUUUGCAAAGAACACGACGACAUGGACUUAUGGAAUGAUCUAAUUAAUCAAUCGUUGGAUCGACCUGAUAUUAUGACGAAACUUUUAGACGGGAUAGUUGGCUUUAUAAAUCCGGAAAUUUUAAUCAAUAAGAUCAAAAUGGGGCUGGAGAUACCGAACCUAAAGAAUUCGCUGGUGAAAAUGCUGUGUGAUUACAGUUUGCAAGUGUCGAUUCAAGAUGGUUGUAAUAGUAUAUUGGUUACGGACUACUUCGGUUUGCACGAAAAACUGACCCGUCAACAACAAAGAGCUGUGUAUUUGUCGAACGAUCAUACCUGCGGACUGUGUCGACAAGAUAUUAUCGUUAAAGAUCCGUUGAAGACCGACGUAUUGAUAUUCAAUUGUCGCCAUUAUUUUCAUGAAAAUUGCCUGCCGGAUAAAUUUAUAGAUUUUUGUACGAUAUGCAAAUCAAAGAAACAGUAGUGACGAGAUGACGUGAUGUUCAGGACAUUGAAAGCUUCGUAAAAUUAUAUUUUAAUAUUUAUUAAAUGUUCAGCGCGAUGAUAUUUUCUAUACUGAAAA